GACAUUACCGUCCAACUCCCAUUACCCCUAAAGGCCGAUGAUCUUCUGGCAAAACCAAGGAGAGGGAAAUUGCCCACGAGACCCCCCAACAAUUUCCUGAUAUUCAAGACGGCCUACACUCGCGUCCUCCAGUCGAAGGGGCACUGGGACCUCCGUAUGAGGGAAGUUACCAGUAAUGCUGCACAGGCCUGGAAGAUAGCCUCACCUGAGGUAAAAGAGGAAUGUGGCAAACUGGCGGGAGUUGCAAAAAAACGUCACGAAGAAGUAUACGGACCUUCUCCACCACGCCGUCGUCGUAACAGAAGACGGCAAGGUCGCCGGAUGGUCACAGAAGAUCCCGCUCCACAGGUUUCACCGUCAAGCUCUCCGUCGGAGGACUUUACCUCAUCCAUCGCUCCUUCUUCCAUCCAGGUCCAGACGUUCUACUUCAACAACCUGAUAUCAUCAAUUUCCGGUACUGGUGACUGGUCUGGUUACGAGAUUGAUUUGCAGAACUCCGG
Messenger RNA from Acaulospora colombiana, 500 nucleotides. The record is from the annotation of a GenBank genome assembly. NCBI's taxonomy places the organism in Eukaryota, Fungi, Glomeromycota, Glomeromycetes, Diversisporales, Acaulosporaceae.